Oxyura jamaicensis (ruddy duck) is the source of this 1647-nucleotide messenger RNA. It is a transcript of the gene TRMT10C, whose product is annotated as tRNA methyltransferase 10C, mitochondrial RNase P subunit. NCBI's taxonomy places the organism in Eukaryota, Metazoa, Chordata, Aves, Anseriformes, Anatidae. The coding region runs from base 169 to 1413 and encodes 414 amino acids. Gene Ontology annotation, cellular component: nucleoplasm; mitochondrion; nucleus. Gene Ontology annotation, biological process: positive regulation of mitochondrial translation; mitochondrial tRNA 5'-end processing. The transcript has 2 exons. The record is from RefSeq and is a predicted model, not a curated record. Gene Ontology annotation, molecular function: tRNA binding.
GCCAGCCCCUAACGGGGGGUGAGGAGAGGGACGGACCCGGGCUCCGCCCCGAGCAUGCUCUGCCCUUUCCGCUUACGGCGAGCACAAAAUGGCGGCGGCCGGCGGUGGGGUCCCUUAACGACGCGGGGAGAAGGCAGAUAAGUGUUUGACCACAGCACGUGUCCAAGUAUGCAGUCUGCUAACAUGCUUCUGAAAAAGCUUGCAAGAUGUUCUGUCUUUCCGUUUGCUGCACAACAUGGGAUGAAAAAGGAUUUGUUUUCACUCAGUAGAACUCUGAUUUUAUCACAUUGCCUGAAGGAGGAUAGUUCACGCAGUCCAUCAGAAAAACUAGAUUUAGAUGCAUGGAAGGAAGUAAUGAAAUCUAGGUUGCAAGAAGUCAGCGCGACAGCCUCAGAGCCUAAGGAAACUUCCACUUUGGCUGCUGCACGUGAGAUUCUGGAGAUGUGGAGGCUAGCUGGUAGAUUGGUUCCAGAAAAUGUCACUGAAGAACAGCUGAAAACAUUUAUAGAAUGUCCUUCCAAGUCAGCCAAAAAGAAGUACUUAAAAUUUUUGUAUCUUAAAGAACUUCACAAGAAAAAUGACAAAAGAAAGACAGAUGAGAGAAGGGAAAGGAGGCUAGAAAUGCAGGAGAGCGCUUCAAAAACUGAAGAGCCCAAGAGGAAUCAAUUUUUAUGUUUGUGGGCCAACUCUAUGGAUAAAAUAUACAAUUGGAGGGUAGCUCAGUCAAUGAUCUUUGGCCAACCUCUAGUAUUUGACAUGUCUUAUGAAAAGGAUAUGUCAGACAGAGAAGUAGCAAAUACAGUGAGACAGUUGGUAUUGAGUGAAAGUUGCAAUCGAAGAUCCAUGGAUCCAUUCCACAUUCACUUCUGUAACUUCAAAGAUGACAGCCUGUAUCACAAGGAAUUUAUCAAACAUUAUAGAGAAGCGUGGGGCAAACUGCUUAUAACUGUGACAGACCAGUGCUAUACAGAUAUCUUUCCGAAGAAUAAGCUCAUCUAUCUGACUGCUGAUUCUCCCAAAGUCAUGAAAACUUUCGAUCAUGACAAAAUUUACAUUGUCGGGUCUAUGGUUGACAAGAGUAUAAAAACAGGAGUCUCUUUAGCACAAGCAAAACGUCUGGGGCUGGAGACUGCGGCCCUUCCGCUGGAGAAAUACUUGCUUUGGAGUAGCGGUGCCAAAAAUCUCACACUGGAUCAGAUGAUGCAUAUUUUGUUAACCCUGAAAGAUACUGGAGACUGGAAGAAGGCUCUGGAAUUUGUUCCCAAGAGGAAAUACUCUGGCUUUGUGAACACGCCUGUGCGUGAAUUGAAAACAGCCUUAAACCUGAUCAAUGCUCUUAAACUUCGGAAGAGGCAGGAUGAAUUAAGAAAGCAAUUUGCGAAGAACUACUCCAAGAAGCUAACACAAAAGUAGAAUGAUGAGGAAAAAAAUGAUGUUUGUGGGCAAACCGUACCCUCGAACGCUCCAGUUUCUGUGGACUUGCAGAACUCUAUUUGAGUAUUUGUCACUAAAAAUGCCUUUGUUAGUGCAACUGAAAGGACCCUUGUGAGGGUCGGGUUUGUAAAUGGACCGUGGCAUGGAGCAAUUGAUUUGUGCAUUGUUGGAGUUAUGUGAGAGGAAGGAGAUAAAAAUUCACUGUUAAAAGAA